This is a messenger RNA of Plasmodium yoelii, 258 nucleotides long. Its product is annotated as splicing factor 3B subunit 5, putative. The coding region runs from base 1 to 258 and encodes 85 amino acids. Gene Ontology annotation, biological process: mRNA splicing, via spliceosome. The transcript has 4 exons. Gene Ontology annotation, cellular component: U2 snRNP; precatalytic spliceosome. The record is from RefSeq and is a predicted model, not a curated record. Lineage: Eukaryota; Apicomplexa; Aconoidasida; Haemosporida; Plasmodiidae.
AUGUCUACAUUUGAUAGAUUUAAUAUUCAUGCCCAAUUGGAACAUUUGCAAAGCAAAUAUCAAGGAUCUGGACACGCAGACACAACUAGAUGGGAAUGGUUAACAAACAUUCACAGGGAUACAUUAGCAUCUCAUGUUGGUCAUUAUUCAAGGCUAGCUUAUUUUGCUAUUGCCGAAAACGAGCCUAUUGCUAAGAUACGUUAUCGUUGUCUCCAAAAUAUGUCACUCCCUAUAACCCCACGCCCCCCAAAAAACUAA